AUGAAGAGAAGUAGUAGACUUAGACGCAGGGCAGAGCCAGAGCCAGAGCAAGAGGCAAAGCAAGAGCAGGAGAUCAGUACGAAAGUCGAGACGAAAGCUGAAGAGACGGCCCUUCCCAAUGGUGACGUAGAAUCAGAUUACGAAACAACGGCUGUGAAAUGGGAUGACUAUAUCGACCGAACAAUCUUGAACCAGUUAAAUAAGUUGCCCCCAAUCGCGUUGGAUUUUGUACCGUUGCAGGAAUUGAUCCAGUCCUGGUAUUAUCAGUACAGUGUGAUGUGGUUCCAUAACGUUUGUACUGGUUACUGGACGCUAGGUUUCACUACGGGGAAACCUUGGUGGACUGAAAUCACGUUUGAUGAAAGAAUAAUGCUCUUAGAUUAUAAUGCGGGAUGGAGUCUCGAAAAUGAUUCGUUGGAUUUGGUUCAAUCGGAGGAUCCAAAUGGGGGCAGCACGGAUCAGGACGAAGAGGGUCAUAUACUGAAUUUAUUCAAGAGUAUCUUGUUGAGGUUGAUCAGGUCUUUAGAACAGGAUAAGACGGUAUCCUUGAAACAUUGGGAUGAAAUAGUGAAGUACCACAUUUUUAAUUCGAAAUUAAACAAAUCUCUACUUUGGUACACAGAGGAUAUCAAUAGCAAAUUCGCGGAUCUCAACAUAUUAAAACAGUUCGAGAUCAUUUUCCAUGUCAUUAAAUUGGUAGAAAGAAAGAACAUUGGUUUUAGGAACUAUUUACAAAACCAUUUGGAUAGCUUCCAAUUCCCUGAGAUUUGGGAGAAUGAUGCUACCUCUUUGGUGGUCUUACCCACUGGAAAGAUUAUAAGGAAACAGGUAUCGGUCAAACCAGAAUCAAACGGAUUGAACAUACCUAUAAAGUUACAGAAUUGUGUUCUUGUCGAAGAGACAGAAGCCACUAUAGACGUAAUUCAUUUGGAUUAUUCCGAUGAGAUCGACGCCUAUUUAAAUGAUGUCAAGAUCGAUUAUGAAACGUUAGCACAUGAUUAUAGAAGCUUCGUCGAAUAUCUACAAACGAUAGAUGAUAUUGAUUUUCAAGAAUUUUUCCAAGGCUUAAUAGAAUACCAUGCAGAGGCAGAGGUUUACGGACGUAAAUUGUAUGCUAACAGAUUGAAACAACAGUCUAUGCAAGCUCUAAUGGUCAGAAGAAAGAGAUCUUCCAGAAUAGUGGCCCGCGAUGAAGGACAUCAAAAGAAGGAGACGGAAACGAAAUGGUAUGACAAGCUUGACCGCAGAGAACAAUUCUUACGCCAUCGCAACAGAAUCUUAACAAGACGUACGAAGAAAUUAAAGGAUUACCUAUGGUCUUUACUAUGGGAAAAGUUUGAUAAAGAUUUUAGACAAGAGAGACUAAAGAGGAAAAACAUGGAUGACACAAUAGAUAUAGAUGGCGAGCAGUUUCUACAAGAAGUCGACUCAUAUGUGCUUGGGUAUGGUAGAAGUUUUAAACAAUGGAUUAUUCCAGUCGACGAAAGUGCGUAUAGUUACAAAGACGUGGAGACAUUAGAGUUACCAGCAGACGUUUGUAUCACACAACAGGAUCUUGACAGUCUGUCCAAAUUUGGUAUUCCAACGAACAACUAUCAAGUCGAUUCUCAGGAUUGGUAUUUGGAUUGCAAGAGUGGAAAACACGGUAUUAACGAUUUCAAGAAAGUGAAGGACCAAAAGAUAGUAUGUUGUGAAAAAAGCCAUAUAUGGGAACUUUGGGAGGAGCAGGACCCAUCAGUAAUAGCCAUCCUUUCACAUGGACAUGACCACAUGUUAACACCCAGAGAACUUGGAGGGGUAACGAUGUAUGACGAGAACCUUCGUAGAAGAUCUUCGAGAAGGGACGAAUCGGUUAACGGCAAGGCAUCUUACAUCGAGAAUAGGCCUACGGAGAGGAAACCUUUCGAUGUCAUGGAACCCUUUAUCUCGUCAAGAUGUUUACAUGAGAUGGAAUCUGAACUAAGACAAAAUUUUGCUGCCGAUGUGAAACUAAUAAGAACCAAUGAAAGAAAGAAGGCAGAGGAAAAGGAAAAACGUCGCAGAAUCAAGGAAGAGAAGAAAAGGCAACUGGAGUUGACAAAAUCACCUUCAACUGCCUCACCCUCGACUACACCAAAUCAACCCCCAGUAACUUCCAGUACGUCGCCAACUACGCAACAAACACCAGAUCAGCACAAACCUCAACCGGCUUCAUGGCAAAUACAGCAAGCAUCCCAAUAG
Molecule: messenger RNA, 2220 nt
Organism: Kluyveromyces lactis
Lineage: Eukaryota; Fungi; Ascomycota; Saccharomycetes; Saccharomycetales; Saccharomycetaceae
Gene: IOC2
Product: Ioc2p
Exons: 1
Coding region: 1-2220 (739 amino acids)
Source: RefSeq, a predicted model, not a curated record